UAUGAAGAAGAUUCCUUUCAUGACCCACACCUUUCACCAUUUAUAUAUUCCCCUCCUCAGUACAAAUGAAAACCCAGUAGCUGAUUCUUAAAUUCACUCACUUUAACAUUCCAAUUCCAUAGAAGAAACCACUAUCUUAUCUCUUCUUUGGCUCUCUCCAUUUCUCUACCUCACCAAUGGUUCCUGAGUUAGAGAAAAUGCAGAAGCCUCGAAUCACAGAGAUACAAGUCCGGAUGGACUGUAAUGGAUGCGUACAGAAGAUCAAAAAGGCAUUGAAUGGUAUCAAUGGGAUAUAUGAUCUCUAUAUCGAUUUCCCACAGCAGAAACUUACAAUAAUUGGAUGGGCAGACCCUGAAAAGAUCGUCAAAGCUAUCAAGAAAACGAGAAAGAUUGCCACCAUUUGCUCCCACAUAGAACCAAGUGACCCUCCUACUCAACCUGCUGAACCAGCACCAGAACCACCUGAAGGUGGACAACCACCAGCCCCUGAUGCUGCAAACCCUCCACCUACUGAAACCCCACCAGCAGCUGCAGCUCCUCCACCCGCAGAGCCUCCCAAAGACCCUCCACCCCCUGAAAAUCCAGCUCCCGAAGUGACACCAUCACCUGUGGCUGCUGAGACUGCUGCACCCCAGCAGCCUCACAACCACCACCACCAUGGCCCCAAAGACAUUGAAGAGAUCCACAUAAUUCAUCACCAUCCACCUCAGUAUGGCCAUGGGCACAGCUAUGGUGGCCAUUGGAGCAACUAUCCUAGCGGACAAGGUUUCCGACCUGAGCCACCUGUUUAUGUCACACAAAGCUACGACACCUAUAAACCAUCACCUUCUAUCACUGCAUUUGAGUUCGUUCGGUCACCACCUCAACACACCCGUUACAGUCGUCCGGAGAACUACAGUGAAGAUUACCAUAACCGUGGGAACAGUAACGGGAACAACAUCACUUCAAUGUUUAGUGAUGAGAAUCCAAAUGCUUGUAGAAUAGUCUAGAGACAUUGAGGUUGGAAUGAAAAAGGCUCUCUUCCUUUUCCCUUCUAAAGAGAGUCCUUGCUAGAAAGUUGAUGGAGGAUAAUUAGUGAAGUUAUUCAUAGUACUGGUGGUGUUAAUUUCUAAUAUUAACUAAUUAAAUAAGCAUGUAUUAAAGUCAAUAGAAGAAUGAGAUCCUUAGAUUGUAAAUGAAGGAAGAACUGAUCCUGCAUUCCACUAUGAGACUGACUAAUAUCCUUACAGGUGUUCAUUUAUUCCAAGAGAAUCCUAUAAAGCUAA
This is a messenger RNA of Macadamia integrifolia, 1265 nucleotides long. RefSeq names its product heavy metal-associated isoprenylated plant protein 35-like. The transcript has 3 exons. NCBI's taxonomy places the organism in Eukaryota, Viridiplantae, Streptophyta, Magnoliopsida, Proteales, Proteaceae. The record is from RefSeq and is a predicted model, not a curated record. Gene Ontology annotation, molecular function: metal ion binding. Bases 177 to 989 code for a protein of 270 amino acids.